AUGGUGGCCAAAACAGCAGCAAAGGCUCAAUCGUCCAUCGUCACUGUGGAUGCUUUGCAGAAGGAAACAAUCACUGAGGUUAUUAGAGUAUCUUUUUUAUUGCAAGAUACGCCUUUUUCAGCCUUUUUUCAGGUCGCUUACAAAUUUUGGGCACCUUUCUCGAAAACUCAUGCUGCCUACUCUGCUCCGUUGGUUGACACAAUUUAUCAGCAUGAAAUGAUCGCAACACAUUUUAAUCCACGGAAAAUCAUUAUGCUAGAAUUCAGUCAGUACCUUGAAUGCUACCUAUGGCCGAACUACAGCGAAGAAGCUAGUGUUGCGCACGUUAUGUCAAUACUGAUUAUGCUCAAUGAGAAGUUUCGGGAACGCAUAGAUGCAUGGCAGUGUUUCAUCAAGAAACCCGAACACUUUCCUGGAUUUAUACAUCGAGUAUUGAAGCUGUCGCUUGACGAAACUUCACGAAGUAGCGCCGAACAAUGUGCAAUCAUCACCUUCCUCGUUAAUAGUUUCAACUCAGUGGUAAGAUUUUGACU
Molecule: messenger RNA, 533 nt
Organism: Cylicostephanus goldi
Lineage: Eukaryota; Metazoa; Nematoda; Chromadorea; Rhabditida; Strongylidae
Source: the annotation of a GenBank genome assembly